GCGCGAUGCAUCUUUGCUUUACCUGAGUUGCGUGAAGGAUGCUGCACACGGAGGAUCGUUGUUUGACAUGCACUGACAUUUAAAAUGAGCCAUCUGAACCGUGCACAUCUCAUGCUUUUCGACUCCUGAAUGCACAGCGUGAUUAAACGCGUGCUUUUAAUCGGAGCGUAAUCUCCGUAGGCUCCUCUGACACAUUUCUAAACGUUUGUUAUGGGGGUCAACACAACAACCCGAGGCGGUUGGAUUUGAUUGUGACUACUAUUACGUGUUUUUACUUAUAUAUCAUAUAUACUUGGAUCAUCAUUUGCGCUCGUUGAUCAGCUAAGCUUGUGAAACUGCUUAACGCGGGUUGUUGUGUGUGGUGCUGAAAGGACAGCUCCCACCACAGCGGAUCAUAUGGAUCAAUAUUAGGGGUCUGACAGUGGCGCUCUCGGGCUUUAAUGGCUGUGGCACGCAAGAUCAAAACUCUGCUGACGGUCAACAUUCUGGUGUUCGUCGGGAUCAUCUUGUUCUCCGUCUACUGCAGGAUCCAGGACCGAUCCGAAGAGCUCGUGCAGAUCGGGAGGCUGUCGGAUCAGAGACUGCGAGGCAGGAAUGCCAAAGUUACGAACUCCAUGGACAGACAGUCCAUUCUCAAAAGGCUCGAGCGACUAGAAGAUGUGGUCUAUAACCAGUUAAAUGGUCUAGCCAAGCCCAUGGGUCUGGUGGAGGGUCCUGGAGGUCUAGGGCGUUCUCUGCGAGAACAUUGCAGCAAGAACCCGCUACCGAAGGCCGCCUCACCCGAAAAGCUGGCUGGCCAGGCCAUGGGACAGGCGGGGUGUAAGCAGUUGACCUACUCUGAUGACCUUCCCCAGAUCUCUGUCGUCUUCAUUUUUGUGAACGAAGCUCUCUCUGUCAUCCUGCGGUCUGUACACAGCGUGGUCAACCACACCCCGGCACACCUGCUCAAAGAAAUCAUACUGGUGGAUGACAACAGUGACAGCGUGGAGUUGAAGUUCAAUCUGGAUCAUUACGUGAAUAAGCGAUAUCCCGGCCUGGUGAAGAUCGUGAGGAACAGUAAAAGAGAGGGACUUAUACGGGCCAGGAUUCAUGGCUGGAACGCAGCCACUGCUCCUGUUGUGGGAUUCUUUGAUGCCCAUGUGGAGUUCAACACAGGCUGGGCUGAGCCUAUCCUCACAAGAGUGAAAGAAGAUCACACUAGGAUAAUCCUCCCUGCGAUAGAUAAUAUCAAGUACAACACCUUUGAGGUGCAGCAAUACGCUAAUGCAGCUCAUGGCUACAACUGGGGCCUCUGGUGCAUGUACAUCAUCCCACCACAGGAUUGGUUGGACAAAGGCGAUGAGACUGCCCCCAUCAGGACACCUGCAAUGAUUGGUUGCUCCUUUGUAGUGGAUCGUGAGUAUUUUGGAGAAAUUGGACUGCUUGACCCAGGCAUGGAGGUCUAUGGAGGAGAGAACAUUGAAUUGGGUAUGAGGGUGUGGCAGUGUGGCGGCAGUAUGGAGGUUCUCCCGUGUGCCAGAGUAGCUCACAUUGAACGCACAAAGAAACCGUACAACAAUGACAUUGACUACUAUGCCAAGCGGAACGCGUUGCGGGCAGCAGAAGUUUGGAUGGAUGAGUUUAAGUCCCAUGUCUACAUGGCUUGGAAUAUCCCCAUGAAUAACCCAGGAGUGGAUUUUGGAGACGUGUCAGAGCGUGUAGCGCUGAGAAAGAAAAUGAACUGCAGGAACUUUCGCUGGUACCUCGAGCAUGUCUAUCCUGAGAUGAGAAUUUACAACAACACCAUCACUUAUGGAGAGGUGCGAAACAGUAAAGCCAGUGGAUACUGCCUUGAUCAGGGGUCAGAGGAGGAUGACAGGGCCAUACUCUACCCAUGUCACGGCAUGUCAUCACAGCUGGCAAGGUACACCACUGAGGGCUUACUGCAGUUAGGAGCCCUGGGGUCGACUACGUUUCUGCCUGAUACAAAAUGCCUGGUGGAUGAUGGAAGAGGAAAGACUCCGAGCUUGAAAAAAUGUGAUGCUGUCACCAGGUCCUCCCAGAGGCUCUGGGAUUUUACUCAGAAUGGACCCAUCAUAAGUCGAGACACAGGACGUUGUUUGGAGGUUGAAAUGUCAAAAGAUGCAAACUUUGGCCUGCGACUGGUCGUCCAGCGCUGCUCAGGGCAGAAAUGGAUUAUUCGGAACUGGAUAAAAUACCCCAGACACUGAGGAACAUCCAACCUUAAAAAUAACCUCCCUGAGCUGGAGAGCAGCCAUAGACACAAACCCUAAGUCUGGGGUUGAGACAGACGAGCAGAACUCUCUUUCGGGGUAAAAUGCUUUCAAUAUAGAUGUCUAAAGGUGAAAUAUUGUCUUUGGACGCAUUUACUGUUGAGCGAGCAGAUAAAGCAGAAGGCCGUCAUCAAAAGAGAAAGACUUGCUCAUGGCAAGUCCUCUGUACAGACUCCCAGUUUACUGCAGCAUACUUGUGUUCCCGAGUGGAAUUCCGAUGAGCUGUCUUAGUGAAAUUCCGAGAGAAAUAUUCAAAAGAGUUGCGGAUAAACAAAGAGAGAGGAAGCGAAAGUUGCAAAACCCUCUGAGCAAAAUCUCGAUUUUUACUUCUUAUCAAUUGCCAUAUCAACACUUAUUUCUUCAGGCUGUGAAUUGCUUUGGAUAAUUGAAUAUCCACGUUGAAACUUUAAAUGGGUAUUCCAAGUGCUACAGAACAAAAA
Molecule: messenger RNA, 2713 nt
Organism: Sinocyclocheilus grahami
Lineage: Eukaryota; Metazoa; Chordata; Actinopteri; Cypriniformes; Cyprinidae
Product: polypeptide N-acetylgalactosaminyltransferase 9-like
Exons: 12
Coding region: 441-2210 (589 amino acids)
Biological process (GO): protein O-linked glycosylation
Cellular component (GO): Golgi apparatus
Molecular function (GO): polypeptide N-acetylgalactosaminyltransferase activity
Source: RefSeq, a predicted model, not a curated record